Neoarthrinium moseri is the source of this 2070-nucleotide messenger RNA. RefSeq lists its product as uncharacterized. Gene Ontology annotation, molecular function: ATP binding; ATP hydrolysis activity. Lineage: Eukaryota; Fungi; Ascomycota; Sordariomycetes; Amphisphaeriales; Apiosporaceae. Bases 1 to 2070 code for a protein of 689 amino acids. The transcript has a single exon. The record is from RefSeq and is a predicted model, not a curated record. Gene Ontology annotation, cellular component: cytoplasm; mitochondrion.
AUGAGACGAAUCUCAACCUCCUCCUCCGUCACCAUCACCGACCCGUUGGUCAAGUAUCAGAGCCUUCUGGCCACAGGACUAUGUUCUCCGGAUCCUGCUCAACAUCGCCUCGCCAUCCAUCUUCAGAAAAUCUACCUUCGUCUGAAAGACUACUCGCCGUCCACCGAGUAUGCCGCGAGACUAAAAACCAUCAAAGAUGCGCUAGAAGAGUCUAAGCCGGCGCAGGUUGAUGAAUCAACUGUGCUCGCCGUCCCCAGCCAUCCAAUUCGCCGGAACCCUUUCUUUGCUCGCUUCUUUGCGCGCACUGAGCCCAAGGGCAGCCUGGCCCUGACAAAGGUGCUUACGGGGCAUGAGGCUGCUAUCAACAUCAACUCGCCUCAGGGGCUCUUCCUUUCCGGUGAGGUUGGGACAGGCAAGUCUAUGUUACUAGACCUUCUGGCAGACGGCCUGCCCACAAAACGCAAGAAGAGAUGGCACUUCAACACUUUCAUGCUCCAUGCGCUUUCUCAGCUCGAGCUGUACCGAAAAUCGCAUCAACAAUUGGGCACCGACAGCCAGCAAUACUCGCUUCUCUGGAUGGCGAAAGAAAUGGUGGAAACAUCGCCCAUCCUGUUCCUGGACGAAUUUCAACUGCCCGACAGAGCAGCAAGCAAGAUCUUGAGCAAUCUGUUCACAGCAUUUUUCCAACUUGGUGGCGUUCUGGUCGCCUCGUCUAACCGAAUGCCUGAAGAGCUCGAAAAGGCCACCGGCUUCGAGUACAUCCCCCCGGCUCCCGGCGGGAUACUUGGCAGGGCCUUGGGACUCUCUCCGAAAAGGGGAAGAGGCGAAUUAUUCGGUUCUUCAAGCGACUUUGCCUCGUUUCUCGAGGUGCUGAAAGCGAGAUGCGAGUUUUGGCAAAUGGAGGGUGCUAAAGAUUGGCGAAGGCGGGAAGCUGGAGAGGAGAAACCCAGUGCACCGCUCAACUUAUCUGGCACACCCAUGGAAGCUGACGCAGUAGGUGCCACCAGGGAGACGUUGGAUAACGUUGUUCGUUCUGAAGUUGCCGACCAACCUAGCACCACGACAACUCCAAUGAAUUAUCUUCUCCUUCAACCGACAGAUCACGACUCUUGGGAUAAUGCACUCAGAGCUGUUCAUUUGUCUGAGAAGUCUACUCAUUGGACUCCGUCAAGAAUAACCGUCUAUGGUCGGACGGUGACUAUCCCUCAGCAACAUAACGGCGUGGCCUACUGGAAGUUUUCCGACCUCGUAUCAAAUUAUGGGCCGGCGGAUUACAUAACCAUGGCCUCGACCUUUCACACUUUUAUUAUUGAUGGGAUUCCGGUUCUUUCCGUAUCAAAGAAGAACGAAGCACGGCGACUUAUUACUUUGCUUGAUGCUCUCUACGAGGCACGCUGCAAACUCAUUGUCCGCGCUGAGGUUGGGCCCGAUGAUCUCUUCUUCCCAGAGACGAAAGUCAGACUUGGCCCUGGUCAAAGGGGAGCUGGAGGGUCAGACAGUAUUGACGUCGAUGCCAUGCUUCCAGAAACUAUCGCCGAAGUUUACCAAGAUCAAACAUCGCCUUUCCGGCCCAAUAUCUCAACGUACAUGGAUCCAGUCAAUGAUCCAGCCAAUACGGCUUAUGAUCCAGAUGCCGACUCUGAUUUCGGGGUCGAGCAGAAGUCGCCUAGGCUUAAGCCAGACUUCACCAACACGGGCGCUUUCACUGGGGAGGAUGAGCGCUUCGCUUACAAGCGUGCCGCAAGUCGGCUCUGGGAAUUGUGCGGUGCGCGCUGGCAUGCAAGGACUGGUGAUUGGUGGUGCCCAUUACCCAUCGAGUCCAGGCACUGGGAAGGCGGUCUGGCGUCACGGCCUUUGAACAGCCAAACCCUUACCAAACGCCAAGCUAAAGGGGAUGUAGCCAUGGGAGAGAGUAUAGAGCUGGACGAACCUGCUGGGCUACAGAGGCUGAGGGUUGAACACUUCAAGAACACCAUCCUGGGUGAAGGACAGUGGCAUAGGAAGGAUAACGAGAGAGCUGGAGACAGGUUUGCAAGGAGUAAGGGCCAGUCCAAUGACGGAUUUGAAUAA